Messenger RNA from Oncorhynchus kisutch (coho salmon), 2742 nucleotides. Its product is annotated as secretogranin-2. The transcript is spliced from 2 exons. The record is from RefSeq and is a predicted model, not a curated record. Gene Ontology annotation, cellular component: secretory granule. Lineage: Eukaryota; Metazoa; Chordata; Actinopteri; Salmoniformes; Salmonidae. Bases 214 to 2364 code for a protein of 716 amino acids.
CAAUUGAACGUCGAGGUGAACCAGUUCUAAUUAUGUUUGUGUGUUUCUUUGGAUCGUGUAUUGCGUAUGUCGCAGUGACGCACGAGUUAGGUGGCGCCUCAUAUAACCCGAGGAGCUGUCCCCGGUGCUGAACACAGAGAAUCCCUGCUCUUAGAGAUGCUAAGUUCACUCACGACUAUCGAUUGAAACUAUUUUGCAGAGGCUGAAGACACCAUGCCGUCACUCCCCAAGCUCUCCUCUGCAGGGAUGGCCUUCCUCCUCUCCCUGCUCCAUCUCCUACUCCUGGGCUCCGGCAGUGCCCAGGGGGCCUCUCUCAGAGAACACAGACUGAGGGGCAGUGAGCUGGACCCCCAGCGAGGAGACACCCCCUACCUCCCCCCCAAUGCAGACAUGCUCAAGGCCCUGGAGUACAUUGAGAGCCUCCGCCAGCAGACCGGGGCGUCAGCCCCACAGGAGCAGGCUUCCCUCAGCUUAGACUAUGACACCACCAACAUGGACACAGACUCAGAGAAACUCCUCUCCAUGCUGAGGCUACCCUCUCCUGCCCAGACCAGUCAGAGUAAUAUAGGCCAAGGCCAGGACCAAGAUGAGGAUGAUGAGGAAGGGGAGGGCAACAACGAGAACAAGACCCAUGAGUGGCUACAGGCGGUACUGAAUACCCUCCAGCAGACCAAGAAGGGCCCCAAGCCAGCCCCUGUGAGGCCCAGUGCAGCCCGCCAUACUCUGGGCAAAGGGCGGAGACCGGCGAAGGAGGAGGACAGCCAGGUGGGAGAGGGCGUGGCGUAUCCGUGGACGCAGCGUGCUAGCCGGCCUCACAGGAAGUACCCGCUGAUGUUUGAAGAUGAAGAGGACGGUGAGGGGGAGGAAGAAGGCAGAGUCCGCGAGAGCCCCUUCAAACGCACCAAUGAGAACAUGGAGGGGAAGUACACGCCCCAGAACCUGGCCAAUCUGCAGUCUGUGUUUGAGGAACUGGGGAGGAUAGCCAAUGCCAAGGCUGGACACAAACGCCAGACUGAGGAUGAUGGUGAUGAUGACAUGUUCAAGGUGAGGAACCUGGCCUAUGAGGAUGUGACAGGGGGAGAGGAUUGGUCGCCCCUAGAGGAGCAGGUGGAUAAGGAGGACGAAGAGAAAGACAACAGGCAGGAGUUCGACAGAGGCUUGGAGGAUGAUGAAGAUGAUGAUGAUGAUAAUGAAGAUGAUGAGGAGAUUGAUGAGGUCAAGCGAUCAAGUCAGCUAGGUCCAAGAGAAUAUGACCCAGAUGACUACUACCUUCUGAAGGUGCUGGAGAAAACAGAGCAGGAGGAGCGGAAGAGAGAGCUAGAAGAAGAGGAGGAGCAGAAGAGAGAGCUAGAAGAAGAGGAGGAGCGGAAGAGAGAGCUAGAAGAAGAGGAGGAGCAGAAGAGAGAGCUAGAAGAAGAGGAGGAGCAGAAGAGAGAGCUAGAAGAAGAGGAGGAGCAGAAGAGAGAGUUAGAAGAAGAGGAGGAGCAGAAGAGAGAGCUAGAAGAAGAAGAGGAGGAGAGUGAAGAGAGGAGGGCAGCUCAAAGUCAGUACAGUGACAAGGUAGAUCCACAGGCCAUUUACCAGCUCAUCCAAAUCUCCCAGAAACUACAAAUCCCACCAGAAGACCUGAUGGACAUGCUGAAGAGUGGGGAGAUGACAAAACAGGACAGGACACCACUGAGGACAAAGGCACAGUCUUGGACACCUAAUGAUCUGGCCAGGGUAGAGGACAAACUAACUCAGAUCUCCUCUCACCAAAAAAAUAAGAUCCCUCCAGAGACAUUCUUCAACAGACUGCCUGAGACCCAAACAAGCAACAUCCCGGAAGAAAUAAACACAGAAGACAUUCUAAAAAUCCUCGGGCUGGGAAGCGUGGCAAAUCAGAACGCACCUGCAAUCAAGAAGCAGAAACAGCAUACAAGCCCGCCGUCAAGGUUUUACACGCCAGCUGGAAAGCAGAAAAACUACAUGUUCUCUGAGCCAAACGUCCCAGAGAAAGGAAAGGACGACUACGACAACACUGUCAAUGAAGACGAGCUGUCGACUUAUCUGGCUGCCCAGAUGUUGGCACAGUAUCCGCAGACAGCAAACCAAAAAAAGCGCACCUCGCAGCCUCCCUCACAAGACCAUCAGCUCGUGCUGGGAACGUUCGAGCAGGCGAUACAGGACUACUUUGACCAAAUGGACUCAGAUAAAAGCCUGCCUCAGAAAAGACAGUCAGAUCCCAAGGAGGACACGGGCAAUGUGUCACAAACGCAGGGCUUGGAUGACGACACGCUGCUGAAAAUUCUAGACUAUCUGAACCCAGAGACUGAAGAGGGCGAAGAUAAGGACCUUUAUGCCCAAACUGUCAAAGGACUGUAGAUGGUGGGGAUGUAGAUCCAUAUUAUAUUGUUUUGAUGGGGGGGGGAAUCAUAAUAAAGUAUUUUGAAAAGUAAAUACAUGCAAUGGAGUUUAGUCUCUUCACUAGAUUUACUACAGCUCAUGCUUUAAUAGCCAAUUUAUACAUGAACUUGAUCUGAUGUAGCUACAAGGGAGUGCCUAUUGGUGGUUGUAACUGAGUGUGUGGCAUAAUAUUCAAUGUUUUUGAUAGGCUAGCUAGAACAACACUAGUUACAAUAGACCACUUUAUACUAGCCGUACAUCAGUGCACAUCCACUUGUGUUCCUCCUCUUAUAUUUCGUACAUGUGUUCGGUAAUGUGUAAUGUAUGAGGUGAAUAAAGCAUUGACUUUAUUUUUUC